Messenger RNA from Biomphalaria glabrata, 4651 nucleotides. Its product is annotated as neuroglian-like. Gene Ontology annotation, molecular function: protein binding. The record is from RefSeq and is a predicted model, not a curated record. The transcript has 29 exons. Gene Ontology annotation, biological process: cell-cell adhesion. The coding region runs from base 160 to 4140 and encodes 1326 amino acids. Lineage: Eukaryota; Metazoa; Mollusca; Gastropoda; Planorbidae.
ACUACUUAGUGUGCCGCCAUUUUGGUGGUGUUGUCUGAUUACUCAUUGGCUAAUGUACACAUCUUUUCUCUAAGGAAAUACUCGUAUUUUACUUCUUUGCAUUUUGGUUAAUACCAAUGAUAUUUGUAGAGUACUAGUUAGUAGGAAGCCAUAGACUAUAUGUGUUGUUAUCUAUCCAGUAGACUGACACAAAACAUCAAAAUGAAGGUUAUGCUGUUGUUAUCUAUAGCGUUCGUUGAACUUGUGCAUAAAAUUUAUUGUGAGACCAGACCACCCAAAAUAACAAAACAAGGACCAAAGGAUAUUUUGUACAAAGUCAAUGAAAUGGUGAAGAUUGAAUGUGAAGCCAGUGGUGAGCCAGCUCCAUCGUACACCUGGAAAAGAGCAGACGCAGCCUACUCGCCAGAGGGGAACGAUGAAAGAGUGGUCUUACAGAAAGCUGUUGGUACUCUCAUUAUUAAUAGUCCUGAAGAUAAAGACGAAGGCAUCUAUCAAUGUUUUGCCUCCAAUAGUUUUGGAACUGCGGCUUCAAUCAAGUUUAACUUACGAAUGGCCAAAUUGGAACCGUUUGCAAGCUCAGCUCCUAUAUAUCAUCGACCACAUUUAGGAGAUUAUUUGAAGUUGAACUGUUCUUCACCAAACAGUGUUCCAGAUGGUCAAGUCACCUGGACAGUAUAUGACCAAGGAACUUAUAAAGCUGUCAUAUGGGACUCAAGAGUAACUGUGGACUAUGAUGAUAACUUACAUUUUGUGUAUGUGUCAUCUGAGGAUGCCAUGGGAGGUAAAUCCUAUCACUGUAUGGUAAGCAAUAAACUGAUGAGAAUGUCAGUGAUCGGACCUCCUAACUACAUCAUACCUACAGGAACGCAAGCAACAUUGUCUACAAUGACAAAAGUCUGGCCAACAUCGAAGUUUGACGACACAGGACUGCUUGGUGCUGACUGGAAAAUCAAGUGUAUAUUUGCAGGAAACCCACCACCAAGUAGUGUCACAUGGAAGAAGAAAGACAGCGAGCCAUUGGAAAAUAACAACAGAGUUCGUUUAGGAAACAGUGGGGGCCAAGAACUGAUCAUUCAGAACUUACAAAUGACAGAUGCAGGAGUAUAUCUAUGCGAUGCUAACAGCGAACAAGAAGCAACUUUGUUAGAGAUGUCUUUUCGACUAUCUAUCAAUGCUGCUCCCAGAUGGGUGUCAAAACCAACAGAUGUUACAUUGAUAGAAACAGGAGAUGCCAUGUUUGAAUGUCUGGCAGUCGGCACACCAAAUGUUCAACUAUUCUGGUUCAUCAACGGCAUGCCAUUAGAAGAUGCGCUAAAAGCUGACUCACGACUAGACGAACGCUUUCACCAUGUCAUGGACAGUCCGAUCUAUUUUAGCAAUGUCUCUCGCUCUGAUGCUCUUGUAGUUCAGUGUAACGUCACCAAUAUUCACGGAUACUUGUGGGCUGAAGCAACUCUCAAUGUUCUUGCAGCGGAAGCCCCCACUAUCUUAAAAGGACCAACAGAGUUACGAGCUGCUGAGGGUCACUCUUUUCUCCUCCCAUGCCAAGUGACAGGAAAGCCUGACCCUACCUUGACCUGGUACAAAGAAAGCAUGCGCAUUACUGGCGGCAGAUACCUCGUUGGUCAGGAUGGAAGUCUUCAUGUACAGAAGUCAGUUUUGUCUGAUGCCGGAGUGUAUCGCUGUACAGCAAGUAAUACGUACGGUCAAGUUGAGGCAUCAGGUUCCGUCAUCAUUCGUAGGAAGACGUUAAUUGUACUUCAACCUAUGGACUUAGAGGUUCGAAGUGGAAUCAACGCCAAAUUUACAUGUUCUGGAACAACUGAUCCUGAAGAGAUCUCCACUAUGAGAACUAUUUGGAUGAAAGACCAUGAAGCAAUUCAAAUCGGCACACGUAUGUUCCUAAACAAACAGGAUAAUUCUCUGACAAUUAGUGGAACUGAACAAAGAGAUACUGGGACCUACACGUGUGUCAUUACUAAUGGUUUAGAUAACGAUACAGCCUCUGCCAGACUGGUUGUCACAGAUUUCCCCCUGCCGCCAACACAGCUAAAUAUUACAGAAUCGUGUGCAGCUGGUCAAAGUGCUAACCUGACUUGGAUGCCUGGAAGUUUUAACAACGCUCCAAUACAGUAUUUCACUAUAGAAUAUUCUACUGCCUUGGAGCCCAACCACUGGGUAUUCGCCACUCAAGUCAAACAAACCAAUGCAACUGCCUAUAUAGCUCUACCUGCUGGAAUGGACUUAAAAUUUAGAGUGACGUCUUACAACAAGAUUGGACCAAGUAGGCCCAGUGAACCUUCUACACAGUCAUGUGUCACAACUGAACAGGCUCCUGCUCAACAUCCCAAAAAUUUAAGAACCAUUGGUGAUCAACCAGGUCACCUUCACAUUCAAUGGACGCCAGUGCCACCAGAGCUCCAAGGAGGACGCGGGUGUUAUUAUAUAUUAUCACUGACAAGACUAGGUCAAGCGGAAAGUACUACAGAACAUAUCAAUAUCAAUGACUGUAGGCAAUAUGAACACAUUCAUUCUAGCACGGGAGCUUCAUAUCAGCCUUAUCAGAUAACAAUUAAAUCAGCGAAUCAAGUCAAUGAUUGUCCGCUCCAAGCUCCAACAAUUACUGGUUAUUCCGAUGAAGGGGCUCCCCAGAUUGUUCCUUUCGACCUUGAAACAUCGGACAUCACGUCAGAGCUGGUGACUUUUCGAUGGAAAUUUGACAGCAGAGAAAUUGGAAAAAAUGAUUCUCGAAUUCGUGGAGAGUUUCGAGGUUUUAAGAUACAAUUUUGGCUUCAAGGCUAUAAACAAGAAACUAUCAGAGAUGUUGACCUUCGUCCAGAUGACCUCGAAAAUCAGUUCAACAUUUAUAAUGCGUCCAUCAAACACUUGAUGCCUAACGCAAGACUAGAAGCUAGAGUUGCCUUAUUAAAUAAUUAUUUUGUCAGUGCUCCAUCUGAAACUAUUCAAUUCUCUACGCCAUCAGGAGUAUCUGGUCCUGUGCAGUACCUGGAAGAGAUGAAUAUUGCUGAUAAUCAUAUUAACCUGGUGUGGCGACCUCCACUAGACAAUCGAGGAGAUCUCGAUGGAUAUGAUAUUGGUUUUCAAGAAGUUCAUGGCUUAUAUCUUGGAGAUCUUCAAGAGAGACAACCUCAAAUAGAUGACCCUUUUGCAACGACCGCCAUGUUGCCUGGACUACUACCUAAUACUAAAUACAGGAUCCAUAUUUGGCCACGCACAUCAGCUGGUAGAGGAGAAGGAUUUUACAUUGAGAGAACUACAACAGCUCCUGGAGUACCAAAUAUUCCAAGAUUUUCUAUUGUAGAAGUUGGCCGAGACUUUAUCAACGUCAGUUGGUGGAGGGACCCUUACGUCUCUUCUGGAAGUGUGAUAGGAGUGGAGUUUAGAAAAGAAGAUGGAGCUGACUGGUUGAGUACAAGUCCUGAGGUGUCACAUGAUUGGGUUCAAAUUAAAGGCCUUCAACCUGGCUUUACUUACGUUGUUCGAAUCGUUGCCACAACUGGCCUCAUCCGUAGAAUAUCUCAAGAAGAGCAAGUCAGGACAGACGGUACAGCGAAAGCCUACGACAUCAGCGAUAAUUUAGGAUGGUUGCUCUCUAUGCUUGCCUCCCUUGUGGUGUCUAGUGCACUUCUGAUUGGCUUGUGGGUUUGCUAUCACAGAGGAUUUACAUUUAAGACUCAACAAGAAGAGAUUGACGUCACAACAUAUCGUGUGGGAGAUGAGACUUACACUGGUACACAAUAUAACACUGAAGAAAUUUCUUCCCAUUCUAAAGAAAGACAGGAACCUGUUGGUCAUAUUAAUUUAAUCUAUCACGACACAUAUAGAAAUGAUUCCGACUGGGAUGAUGAUGUCAGCAUGCCAGAGACCUUAGAACAGGAGAGUGUUGAUGCUAGGCACUACCGGUCCCCAAAACAAUUGAAAGCAUCAGACGACUAUGAAGAAAUGGAUCUACAGACAAACCAGGUCCUGAGGGAUGAGCAGAAUUAUCCACACAGGUUUCGGACAUCUCGUUCUAGCAUUGAACGGAAUGAUGUGUAUUCUGAACCAAGUCAAUCUGAAGAAAACUAUCAUGAAGACAAACCUAACAUUUCCUCCCACGCACACAGUACAUUAGUUUAACAUUUCCUCCCACGCACACAGUACAUUAGUUUAACAUUUCCUCCCACGCACACAGUACAUUAGUUUAACAUUUCCUCCCACGCACACAGUACAUUAGUUUAACAUUUCCUCGUAAGCACACAGUACAUUAGUUUAACAUUUCCUCCCACGCACACAGUACAUUAGUUUAACAUUUCCUCCCACGCACACAGUACAUUAGUUUAACAUUUCCUCCCACGCACACAGUACAUUAGUUUAACAUUUCCUCCCACGCACACAGUACAUUAGUUUAACAUUUCCUCCCACGCACACAGUACAUUAGUUUAACAUUUCCUCGUAAGCACACAGUACAUUAGUUUAACAUUUGCGCCCACGCACACAGUACAUUAGUUUAACAUUUCCUCCCACGCACACAGUACAUUAGUUUAACAUUUCCUCGUAAGCACACAGUACAUUAGUUUAACAUUUCCUCCUAAGCACACAUCACAUUAGUUUAACUAAGACCUACAUUGACAGUUUACAUGUUGCUGUU